Helobdella robusta is the source of this 546-nucleotide messenger RNA. RefSeq lists its product as hypothetical. The transcript has 2 exons. The record is from RefSeq and is a predicted model, not a curated record. Bases 1 to 546 code for a protein of 181 amino acids. Lineage: Eukaryota; Metazoa; Annelida; Clitellata; Rhynchobdellida; Glossiphoniidae.
AUGAAGGAGUUUUUGGAUCACAAGAAGCUCAGCCGAAAAUUGUUCAAGCUUGAUACAUUUAACAGGUUCAUGGAUCAAAACAAAAAUAAGUAUCCACUUUCAAAAUUCGACAUUGAAAAUAUCCCAAAAAAUGACAAUUUAAUUAAGGAUAUGCAAGACUGUUAUUAUGAAGCUCUUGUCGAACGAUUUGGCAAAAUAAGUUUUUCCAAAUGUGAUAAUUCCACAAAGUCCGAUGACGGAGAGAAAUUGCUCAUAAUGAUUAAUAACCACAAGGAUUUGAACAGCACUGCGUUGGCGGAAAAACGGUUUUACGCAGUCCCCUACUUUGAUCACAUGUUCGAAAAUCGUACUUGUACAAUAUGCUGUGAACAAUUUAUUGACAACAAAUUGGUAUUAGAGUUGAAUUGUAAACAUGCAUUCCAUUUCAGUUGCAUUUGUAAAAGGUUGAAGAUUAAGAGUCAGUGUCCGCAUUGUGAAGAGUCUAUUGUCUUCCACCGCAGAACAGAAUAUGAGAAAAUGUUCAAAUUAUGGCUACAAUUAUGUUGA